AUGUUAGAGGAAAACCACACGGCAGUGACUGAGUUUAUUCUCUUGGGACUGACAGAUCGCCCCGAGUUGCAGCCUGUCCUCUUUGUGGUCUUCCUAGUCAUCUACCUGAUCACCGUGAUUGGCAACGUGAGCAUGAUUUUGGUAAUCAGAAGUGACUCAAAACUCCACACGCCAAUGUACUUCUUCCUCAGCCACCUCUCCUUUGUAGACCUCUGUUAUGCCACCAGUGUCUCUCCUCAGAUGCUGGUUCAUUUCUUAUCCAAGAGAAAAACCAUUUCUGUCAUUGGUUGCUUUAUACAAUUCCACUUUUUCAUUGCCCUGGGGAUCACAGACUACUACAUGCUCACAGUGAUGGCUUAUGACCGCUACGUGGCCAUCUGCAAACCUUUGUUGUAUGGCAGCCAAAUGUCCAGAUGCGUCUGUCUCUCUCUUGUUGCCGCUCCUUAUAUUUACGGCUUUGCAAAUGGUCUGGUCCAGACCAUCCUGAUGCUUCGUCUCUCCUUCUGUGGACCCAAUGAGAUCAACCACUUUUACUGUGCAGACCCACCUCUCUUAGUCCUUGCCUGCUCGGAUACGUAUGCCAAAGAAAUGGCCAUGUUCUUGGGGGCUGGUUCCAACCUCACCUGCUCUCUCACCAUCAUUCUCAUGUCUUACAUUUUCAUUUUCACAGCCAUUCUGCGUAUCCACACUGCUGAUGGGAGGCAAAAGGCCUUCUCCACGUGUGGGUCCCAUUUGACAGCUGUCACCGUCUUUUAUGGGACAUUGUUCUGCAUGUAUCUGAGACCCCUUUCUGACGCAUCAGUAGAGCAGGGAAAAAUUGCAGCUGUCUUUUAUAUCUUUGUGAGCCCUAUGUUAAACCCUUUCAUCUAUAGCCUACGCAACAAAGAUGUUAAAAGAGCAAUCAAGGAAGUUUUCCACAAGAAUUGUUUACUAAAUAAAUGA
This is a messenger RNA of Manis pentadactyla (Chinese pangolin), 942 nucleotides long. RefSeq names its product olfactory receptor 1030-like. Bases 1 to 942 code for a protein of 313 amino acids. The record is from RefSeq and is a predicted model, not a curated record. Gene Ontology annotation, cellular component: membrane. The transcript has a single exon. Gene Ontology annotation, biological process: G protein-coupled receptor signaling pathway; sensory perception of smell. NCBI's taxonomy places the organism in Eukaryota, Metazoa, Chordata, Mammalia, Pholidota, Manidae. Gene Ontology annotation, molecular function: olfactory receptor activity; odorant binding; G protein-coupled receptor activity.